Messenger RNA from Galeopterus variegatus (Sunda flying lemur), 4330 nucleotides. It is a transcript of the gene SEMA4D, whose product is annotated as sema domain, immunoglobulin domain (Ig), transmembrane domain (TM) and short cytoplasmic domain, (semaphorin) 4D. The record is from RefSeq and is a predicted model, not a curated record. Gene Ontology annotation, molecular function: chemorepellent activity; semaphorin receptor binding. Gene Ontology annotation, biological process: axon guidance; negative regulation of axon extension involved in axon guidance; positive regulation of cell migration. Bases 326 to 2911 code for a protein of 861 amino acids. The transcript is spliced from 16 exons. Lineage: Eukaryota; Metazoa; Chordata; Mammalia; Dermoptera; Cynocephalidae.
UGGAACAUUUCAAGAGACACAAAAUACAGCUGGCUGGUGCAAGGAUCUGAACCUGUGACCUUGGUGUUAUAACAGUGCACUGUAACCAAUGGAGCUUUUCCUCUGGAGGUGGAAAAAAGCACCAAUUGCCCUUUGAUGAGAGUGGCCCCUCCUCACCCGGCAAGCUAGGAAAUGUGGAUUCUUGGGGAACCCUCCACCCACCAGCUCCGGACUGUGCUACUGGCACCCACCGUGGGGCUCUGAGUGGCAUCUGGUGACACUCCCACCGUGGUCUCCUGCCCAUGAGUGGUUGCUGCCAAGACCCCUCCGCUGCAGCCCCUGCCUGAUGAGGAUGUGCACCCCCACUGGGGGGCUGCUCACGGCCCUUGUGGUGGUGUUUGGGACAGCAGUGGCAUUUGCACCCAUACCCCGGAUCACCUGGGAGCACAAAGAAGUGCGUCUAGUGCAGUUUCAUGAGCCAGGCAUCUACAACUACUCAGCCUUGCUGCUGAGUGAGGACGAGGACACCCUGUACAUUGGUGCCCGGGAAGCGGUCUUUGCUGUGAAUGCUCUCGACAUCGCCGAGAAGCAGCAUGAGGUCUAUUGGAAGGUCUCAGAAGACAAAAAAGCAAAAUGUGCAGAAAAGGGGAAAUCAAAACAGACAGAAUGCCUCAACUACAUCCGAGUGCUUCAGCCGCUCAGUGCCACUGCCCUUUACGUGUGUGGGACCAACGCAUUCCAGCCAGCCUGUGACCACCUGAACUUAACCACCUUUAAAUUUCUGGGGAAAAAUGAAGAUGGCAAAGGAAGGUGUCCCUUUGACCCAGCACACAGCUACACGUCCGUCAUGGUUGACGGAGAGCUUUAUUCUGGCACGUCGUAUAACUUUUUGGGAAGCGAACCUAUCAUCUCCCGCAAUUCCUCGCACAGUCCUCUGAGAACGGAGUACGCGAUCCCUUGGCUGAACGAGCCUAGCUUCGUCUUUGCUGAUGUGAUCCGAAAAAGCCCAGAUGGCAGCAGUGGCGAGGACGACAGAGUCUACUUCUUCUUCACGGAGGUGUCCGUGGAGUACGAGUUCGUGUUCAAGCUGAUGAUCCCACGGGUGGCGAGGGUGUGCAAGGGGGACCAGGGCGGCCUGAGGACCUUACAGAAGAAGUGGACCUCCUUCCUGAAGGCCAGACUGAUCUGCUCCCGGCCAGACAGCAGCCUGGUCUUCAAUGUGCUGCAGGACGUCUUUGUGCUCAGGUCCCCAGGCCUGAAGGAGCCGGUGUUCUAUGCGCUCUUCACCCCGCAGCUGAACAACGUGGGGCUGUCGGCGGUGUGCACCUACAACCUGUCCACGGCGGAGGAGGUCUUCUCCCGCGGGAAGUACAUGCAGAGUGCCACGGUGGAACAGUCCCAUACCAAGUGGGUUCGCUACAAUGGCCCGGUACCCAAGCCGCGGCCUGGAGCGUGCAUCGACAGUGAAGCCCGGGCAGCCAACUACACCAGCUCUUUGAAUUUACCAGACAAAACACUGCAGUUUGUCAAAGACCACCCUUUGAUGGAUGACUCGGUGACCCCAAUGGACAACAGACCCAGGUUAAUCAAAAAAGAUGUGAACUACACCCAGAUUGUGGUGGACAGGACCCAUGCCCUAGAUGGCACCGCCUAUGACGUCAUGUUUGUUGGUACAGACCGGGGGGCCCUGCACAAGGCUGUCAGCCUUGAGAGCGAGGUGCACGUCAUCGAGGAGACCCAGCUUUUCCAGGACUUUCAGCCGGUCCAGACCUUGCUGCUGUCUUCAAAGAAGGGCAGGAGGUUCGUCUAUGCAGGCUCCAACUCGGGUGUGGUCCAGGCCCCCCUGGCCUUCUGCAGGAAGCACAGCACAUGCCAGGACUGUGUGCUGGCGCGGGACCCCUACUGCGCCUGGAGCCCGACCGCGUCGGCCUGCAUCGUGCUGCACCAGGCUGAGGGCCCCAGCAGGGGCUGGAUUCAGGACAUGGGUGGUGAAGCAUCCGCAUGCCCUGAUAAAGUUAAAGAAAGUUACGGGCCGCAUUUUUUCAAGCAUGGAGGCACAGCAGAACUCAAAUGCUCCCAGAAGUCCAACCUGGCCCGGGUGGUGUGGAAGUUCCAGAACAGCGUGUUGAAGGCCGAGAGCCCCAAGUACGGUCUCAUGGGCAGGAAAAACUUGCUCAUCUUCAACUUGUCGGAAGGGGACAGCGGGGUGUACCAGUGCCUGUCAGAGGAGAGGGUCAGGAACAAGACAGUCUCCCAAGUGGUUGCCAAGCACGUGCUGGAGGUGAAGGUGGGGCCACAGACCCCGGCCGCACCUGCCUCGCCGGCCACGCAGACAGAAGGUCAUGGGCGCGCCCCCAAGGUGUCAGCGGCCUCUACCCAAGGGUCUUCUGCCCCAACCCCAGCUGUGCGAGCCACCUCCCCCGGGGCUGUCACCCCACCUGCCAAGCUUGUGCCCACCAACUUGUCCUGUGAACCAAAGAUCGUCAUCAACACAGACCCCCAGCUCCAUGCGGAAAAAACAAUGUAUCUCAAGUCCAGUGACAACCGCCUCCUCAUGUCCCUCUUCCUGUUCUUCUUUCUUCUCUUCCUUGGCCUCUUUUUCUACAACUGCUACAAGGGCUUCCUGCCUGGACAGUGCUUAAAAUUCCGCUCAGCCCUGCUGCUCGGGAAGAAGCCCAAGUCGGACUUCUCUGACCGUGAACAGAGCCUGAAAGAGACGUUGGUGGAGCCGGCGAGCUUCUCCCAGCAGAAUGGGGAGCAGCCCAGGCCGGCCCUGGACACCGGCUACGAGACAGAGCAGGACACCAUUGCCAGCAAAGUCCCCACGGACAGGGAGGACUCACAGAGGAUCGACGACCUGUCCGCCCGGGACAAGCCAUUUGACGUCAAGUGCGAGCUGAAGUUCGCAGACUCGGAUGCAGACGGGGACUGAGGCCGGCUGCGUGUCCUGCCCGCGCUGGCUGUGACGGUGUCCACGCGUGGAGGGCUUCGUGUUUCACCUGUGCAGUAGCCGCGUGUCGUCCAGCACCCGUAGGGUAGCCCGCAUUGUAGCGAACCUUCGUCCUCUGUUUUCUAUUGGGUUGAGCCUGUGUCUUGGUGUCUCUUUGUCCAUUUGGAAAACGACAAGCAUCGGAUCCCAGUCUCGUGUCCUCCCGCAGUUGGUCGGAGCGCUUUAAGAAGUCCCUGCAGGCGGUGCCGAUAUAUCUGAGCCCUGGUGGUGGGGACAGGCAGCUUGACCUCGUCGGCUGAGAAGAGUGUACCUCCAGCCUCCCUCCCCAUAGCAGCCACUGAGAGAUAAUUUACUUCCAGAUUGGAAAUGACGUUUUAGUUUAUCAGAUUGGUAACUUAUCGCCUGUUGUCCAGAUUGGCACGAACCUUUUCUUCCACUUAAUUAUUUUUUAGGAUUUUGCUUUGAUGUCUUAGGUCAUUUUUUAAAAAUUAUUACUGAAGCAGAUGUUUUAAUAUUUAGAAGAAGAUGUAUAUCUUCAAGAUUUUGAUAUAUAUUUGGAUUAAAAUGGCUUAUGUUGCUUAAGAUUCUCAGGGAUAAACUUACUUUUGCUAAAUGCUUUCUGCUUUUAGAAAUGCAGACAUAAACCAUCUUGUGAGCACACUAGCCCUUUUUUUUGGUUUUAACUUUAUUCCUUAAGGGAAGCAUUACUUUCAGAGAGAUUUUCCUUCUGUACUUUUUUCCUUUUUUCCUUUUUUUUUUUUUAAACUCUCUUGAAGAGGAGGACUGUCUCCAUCUGCGUGGAGGGUUUAGAGUGAGGGAGGUGGCCCUGGGGGAGGCUGGGCUGGCCCAGUGCUGAGAGGAGGCACCGUUUCCAACCCAAAGCCCACGGUCUCUGGUUGAAACCUCCUGCUGGACAGACGGCGUCGCACAAGGAUAUCUUUGGUUCUCUGAACAUCUCCUUUCUCUUUUUGCUUCGGCCUCAGACCCAUUGCCUGCCAGACGUUCUGCACAGCCUGAUGGAGCUCGCCACCCCUGGAAGAGGACUGGGCAGUGGUGCACGGGCCACGGGUUGUGACCACAGCACAUGUGCGCACACAGCCUCUGCCCUCACCUGCCAGUGUGUACAGAUGUCAGUGGGUGGUACGACUUUAACGUUCGCUUAUUUUACAUUCCAUCUGCCCCACUUUGUAAAUACCCGUUAAGAGGAGACUUUUUCCAUGGCAAAGAGCAAUAAACUGUGGAUUUUUGUGUGCCUGUGUAAAUACUCUCAUCUCCCAGCAUGAUAUGAUUUGAUCAUUUGGGUGUAAACAUUUGUUUAUAAGAUUUACUUUGUUUUUAUUUUUCUACUUUGAAUUGUAUGCAUUUGGAAAGUACCCGAAUAAAUGAGAAGCCUCAGCGGAG